CACGCGAUCAGAGACCGACGCGUUUUUAACCGGAGCAGUCGCGUGCACCUUCGUUACUCGUUCAUUCAUCAGUUUUGAGAAAAGAUCGUUCUCGAGCUUAAAGAAUUAUGGACGGAAACGACGAUGACGGUGUGUUCCAGCAGAGAUCGUUCGGGGCGAUCGAUUGCGCCGUGUUUGCGGGAAUGCUCGCGAUCUCGGCUCUGAUCGGUGUCUACGAGGCGUACAAGGCGCGGAAAAACGUAGAUGCUGUGCGAGAGUACUUGGUCGGAGGGCAGAACAUGUCAAUUUUUCCUAUAAGCAUGUCUCUGAUAGCUAGUUACAUAUCGGGAAUAACAAUACUCGGGCUGCCCGCGGAGAUGUACGUCUAUGGGACCCAAUUCUGGUGCGCCGUAAUCGCCGACUCGUUCGUCUCGUUAACCAUGGCCGUGGUCUAUCUCCCUGUGUUCUACGGCCUCGGCAUCACUUCCUCUUACGAGUAUCUGAAGCUGCGUUUCGGCGAGGCCGUCCGACUAUUGGGUUCCAUCAUGUUCAUGCUAAAAAUGCUGCUCUACAUCCCGCUGGUGAUAUACGUACCCGCGCUGGCCUUGAAUCAGAUUACCGGGCUAAACCUGCACGCAACAGCUCUGGUCGUCUGCGCUGUCUGCAUAUUUUACACUACUCUAGGUGGGCUGAAGGCGGUCGUCUGGACCGACGCCAUCCAGACGAUCGUGAUGUUCGGCGGUGUGAUAGCGAUCGCUGUGAUCGGGACGAAUAACGCUGGAGGAUUCUCGCGGGUCUGGGAGAGGAACCGUCUAACUGAUCGAAUCGAAUUCUUCGUUAUGGACAUGGAUCCGACGGUGCGACACACCUUCUGGACCGUGGUCGUCGGCAACUACUUACACUGGCUGGCCAGUUGCUCGGUGAACCAAGCGAUGGUGCAGCGAUGCCUGGCCAUGCCUAAUCUGAGAAAAGCGAACGUAACGGUCGCCAUAAUGGCCAUUGGCAUAAUCACCAUCGUUUCAUUGAGCUGUUACACCGGUCUUGUCAUCUUCGCCACGUUCCAUGACUGCGACCCCAUCACGACAAAGCAAAUAGGAAAGCCGGACCAGUUGUUGCCGUUUUUCGUGAUGCAGAUGGCCGAGUCGAUCCCAGGUUUGCCGGGGCUGUUCGUCGCUGGAGUUUUCUCCGCAGCCCUCAGCACCAUGUCCACCGGACUGAACUCGAUGGCCGGUGUGAUCUACGAGGACCUGAUAAAACCGUGGUUGAAGGUUCCUCUCUCGAACGUGGCUGCUAGCCGAGCGAUGAAAGGGAUGGUGCUGAUUACGGGUACGCUCUGCGUUGGCUUGGUCUUUCUGGUCGAGAAACUCAGCGGCCUUAUUCAAGCGGGUAAAAGCUUGUCGGGGAUCACCGCUGGACCGCUGCUCGGGAUCUUCACACUAGGAAUGUUCUUCCCCAUGGCAAACUCCGCGGGAGCUCUGGUCGGCGGUCUCAUUAGCUUGAGCUUAGUAGCGUGGAUCUCGUUGGGCACCCAGGCUGCUAUCUCCAAAGGGAAUAUCCUCUUUCCCGUGAAACCGAUAUCCGUCGACGGAUGUCCGAAAUCGCUAAAGAAUCAUGCCGCCAAUUUUACAGUCAUCGUCGAAAACGCAAUCAAGGAGCAGCCGUUCUUCCUGUACAGAAUGUCGUACCUCUGGUACACGUGGAUCGGUUUCCUGACCGCGAUCAUCAUCGGUCUCAUCGUUUCUUUUUUCACCGGGUCAAAUAAGCGUACGCCAGGCGACGAGAAAUUAUACACGCCUGUAAUCCGUGGUUUGCUACGCGACUUAGAUACCAAAAAACGGAAUCAGGAAACUGUUGAGGAAUUAAAAAUGGUCGACCGGGACACGACGCGCGAAUCUUGACGCAACGUGGGCAACGUCGACGUCGACGUGGAAGUAGCGUUCAAAGAUGCAAAUAAAUACACAAGAAAUGUUACAAAAUGGAAAAAAUGUUAAUGCAUACAUCGUUAAAAAUAAAAUAUAAGAAUAUUGAUACGUACAUAAGUCGCGCGCAUAAUAUAAUAAUUAGACUGCGGAUUUUAUGCAGUUAUAAGAAAACUGAGUGUAGACAAAUUAGAAGUAUCACGUGUAAUGAGUAAGACGCGUGUUUAUUAUUGUUUAUUAUUGGAGUACUUCCUCGGCCCCUUAAUUUAGGAAGCUGCAGAAGUUAUAAAAAAUAAGUAUGAAAUAAGAUAAGAAUUUUUCAUAAAAUGUUUGCAUUGUUAAUACAAUAAGUACGUGGCAAAAUGGCAAUCAUAAGACAAUUCAGAACAUCCAAAUCUGAUAUCUGAAUGUUCAAACGAUUAAACAAAUAUUUAUGUAAAACGCAUGUUUUAAACUGAUACCAUAUAUCUUUGUGCAAAUUCCAGUUCUUAUAAAUAAAGUUAAAUAAGGGAAAUGGA
Messenger RNA from Ceratina calcarata, 2416 nucleotides. RefSeq names its product sodium-coupled monocarboxylate transporter 2. Gene Ontology annotation, molecular function: symporter activity. The record is from RefSeq and is a predicted model, not a curated record. The transcript is spliced from 12 exons. Gene Ontology annotation, cellular component: membrane. Bases 108 to 1877 code for a protein of 589 amino acids. Gene Ontology annotation, biological process: sodium ion transport; transmembrane transport. NCBI's taxonomy places the organism in Eukaryota, Metazoa, Arthropoda, Insecta, Hymenoptera, Apidae.